GCGGGGGCAGCCCCGGUCUGCUCCGUCGGGGCCCGGGGCUGGGAGGGCGGCGCUAGGACCCGGUGGCGCUCCCCGGCCCCCUCACCGGGCGGGCGGCGCUAGGACCCCGCGGCGCUCCCCGGCCCCGAGCGGCGCGCGGCUCCCGGGGCUCCGUGCGCGCGCGGCGGCGGCCCCGGGCCGGGCGGCGGCGGCAGCAGCAGCAGCAGGAGCAGCGGCAGCAUCGCGGCGCAGUGCGGAGCGGAGCUCAGCCGAGCGAGCCGCGAUGUGACCCCGGGGCCCCGCCAUGGCCGCGCCCGCCGGAGGGGCCCGGCGGCCCCCGCAGCGCAGGAGGAGAUGACGCCCCCCCGCCGCCCGCCGCAGAGCCAGCGCGCCGCCGCCCUGGGGGUCCUCUUUGCCCUGAUCAUGUUGCUGAUCAUCUACCGCUCGGGUAGCGGGAGCGAGGUCUUCCCCUACAGCCACCUGCGGGGCAGAGCCCGCCAGCCCCCCGACCUCAAGAAGUGGGGGGUGAAAAGUGGGUACCUGCCCGUCUGCGGGAACAAGACCCUGACUGCCCGCUGCCACCAGUGCGUCAUUGUCACCAGCUCCAGCCACCUCCUGGGCAGCCUGGGCUCGGCCAUCGAUGGGGCUGAGUGCACCAUCCGCAUGAAUGACGCUCCCACCACUGGCUACGAGGCUGACGUGGGCAACAAGACCAGCUUCCGUGUGGUAGCCCACUCCAGCCUGUACCGCGUCCUCAAACGGCCCCAGGAGUUCGUCAACAAGACCCCGGAGACCAUCUUCAUCUUCUGGGGGCCACCUGCCAAGAUGCAAAAGAGCCUCCUGAAAAUCAUCCAGCGCGUCAGUACCUCUUUCCCCAACAUGACAGCCUACGUCGUCUCCCCCAGCCGCAUGAAGCAGUUUGAUGACCUGUUUCGGGGGGAGACAGGGAAGGACAGGGAGAAGUCACGCUCGUGGCUCAGCACCGGCUGGUUCACCAUGGUGAUCGCGGUAGAGCUGUGUGAUGCCGUCCACGUCUAUGGCAUGGUGCCACCCAACUACUGUGGCCGCCGGCCCCCGCCACGCCGCCUGCCCUACCACUACUACGAGCCGAAGGGCCCCGACGAGUGCACCACCUACAUCCACAACGAGCGGAGCCGCAAGGGCAACCACCACCGCUUCAUCACCGAGAAGCGGGUCUUCGCCAGCUGGGCUGGCCUCUACAACAUCACCUUCUCCCACCCCACCUGGCCCUAGGGGCUGCCCCCCACAGCUGGGCAGACCCCUGGGGCUGGGAUGGAUGGGGGUUCCCCUGCAUCCCCCGGGAGUGGGGAGCAGCAGGAGCCAGGUGCUGGGGGGCCACCAGGUGCCUCCCACAGGACCACCGCCAUUGCACACAGUGGCUCCUCAUGCCUGGGAUGUGUUUGGUUUUGAGCUGGUUUUGGGGGGGGGCAGGUGGGAAGCGCAGGGUUUGGGGCAUCCCCCCCUCCAUGGGUGGGAGGCAUGGGGGUGAGAUCCUGCCUAUCCUGGUUUGGGCACGUUGCACCCCCUGCGGGUGCAUGGUGGGGGCCAGGUCCCCUGGGCUUGAUUUGGGGUUGCAUCACUUUUGGGGUCACCACAGAGACUCCCUCCCCCAAGCCUCUGGGUGGGGGGACCUCUCCUGGGGCUCAGCUCCCCUCUGCCAUACCCAGCACCCUGAUCCUGGUCUGCAGCCAUCCUUCCCUCAACAAAGCCCUGCGGUUCUUGGUGGGACCCAGCGGGGUGACACUGCCACCCAUCAGUGCCCCAGCAUCCCAAAACCACUCGGCCCCUCCCAGCACCGCUGCGCCCCACACCCACACUGCCAAAACCUUUUCUAACCAAGUGAUGGGAUUUGGGGGGGUGGGAGGUUUUUUUGUGUUUUUCCUCUCCACUUCUGGUCCUGGGGUUUGUAUUUGGGUUUCCCAGCUGAAGGGGGAGCGGGGCUGCUCAUGAGUGGUAACAAAGGGGACGGGGCCAGCAGCAGCCUGUGGCUGCGUCCUCAUAAUUCAUUAACCGCUUAUAAACUAUUUAGAAGUGGGCCCGUAGCGGAGGGGGUGGCAGUGCCCCUUGGCACCCUGCGGCUGAGGGGAGUGUUUCAUUAUUAAUUUCUCAGCAGUGGAGAAGGGGGUUUGGGGAAAAGAGCUACAUGCGGCGUGUUUGGGUGCUGAGCCGUGGCUGGGCUCCGUGCCUCAGUUUCCCGCCGGCUCAGCCCGUCCCCGUCGCAGCUGGGGCUCUGGGGGGCUCGGUGCCGGGGGGCGCCCGUGUUUUGUAAUGGUUUGUACAGGAAUAAAUAUUGCUGCGGUCUGUUGCCUUGG
Falco peregrinus (peregrine falcon) is the source of this 2312-nucleotide messenger RNA. RefSeq names its product ST6 N-acetylgalactosaminide alpha-2,6-sialyltransferase 6 (gene ST6GALNAC6). Gene Ontology annotation, molecular function: alpha-N-acetylgalactosaminide alpha-2,6-sialyltransferase activity. Gene Ontology annotation, biological process: oligosaccharide metabolic process; ganglioside biosynthetic process. The record is from RefSeq and is a predicted model, not a curated record. NCBI's taxonomy places the organism in Eukaryota, Metazoa, Chordata, Aves, Falconiformes, Falconidae.